Messenger RNA from Plasmodium vinckei vinckei, 249 nucleotides. RefSeq names its product fam-b protein. The transcript has 2 exons. Bases 1 to 249 code for a protein of 82 amino acids. The record is from RefSeq and is a predicted model, not a curated record. NCBI's taxonomy places the organism in Eukaryota, Apicomplexa, Aconoidasida, Haemosporida, Plasmodiidae.
AUGGAGUCCAGGAUUUUAAAAUUUGUUUUUUUUUCAAUUAUUAUUUGCUCUUUUGAAUAUGCCAAAAAUGAAUUAUACUACGUAAACGAGAGAAGCAUAUACCUUGAAAGGAAUAUAAUAUAUUUUAGAAAUAAUAGGAUAUUAGAAUAUAUAGACAAUCAAUUUGAUUUAUACGAUUUUUAUGAGUCAACUUUGAAUCUUGCAAAUCAAUUCAGUGACUACAUUGAUGAUGAUAAAGAAAUAUUAUAG